AUGACUCGUAAACAAUUUAUAUCAAUUUAUAAAUCUUUAUUUCCUAAAGGUGAUGCUGAACGUUUUUCUCGUCAUAUAUUUCGUGGAUUUGAUCUUGAUAAUUCACAUACAAUUGAUUUUCAUGAAUUUUUUAUUGGUUUAUCAUUAAUAUCAGCAACAAAUUCAAUAAAAACAAAACUUGAAUGGACAUUUAAUGUUUUUGAUAUUGAUGGAAAUGGUUUAUUAACACGAUGUGAAUGUUUAGAAGUUAUUGAUGCUAUUGUUCGAUGUUAUUUAUCAACACAAAAUAAUACAAUAAAUUCAAAUAAUGAACAAAUAAUUUAUGAAACUAAAAGAUCAAUGAUGAAUAUAUUUGAUAAUAUUAGCCAUAAUCCGACUGAUAAAUUAACUAAAUCACAAUUUGUUGAAGGUUGUUCAAAAGAUCCAUUUAUUUCACAAUUAUUAGCACCAACAACAAAUACAGUAUUAAUAAAUACGCAAGAUACAAAUAAUAAUCAGUCGAAUGAUUCAUGA
Molecule: messenger RNA, 513 nt
Organism: Rotaria sp. Silwood1
Lineage: Eukaryota; Metazoa; Rotifera; Eurotatoria; Philodinida; Philodinidae
Source: the annotation of a GenBank genome assembly